Molecule: messenger RNA, 2718 nt
Organism: Schistosoma bovis
Lineage: Eukaryota; Metazoa; Platyhelminthes; Trematoda; Strigeidida; Schistosomatidae
Source: the annotation of a GenBank genome assembly
ACUCUUUAACUUAUAUGACUACCUUUUGUUAACCUUUAUAUCCAUAAGAACAAAAUAAUGAAAGAAAGACGUUAGUCCCUGCCUAUAGUUUAUAUCAAUAUAGGUCUAGUUUCAUGGUGGGAGAGUAACUUGAUUUGUUCGUAUAAUUUUUCAGCAUGGCCAAGUAUAUUGCUAAAACAUGUCGCAAAUCUCGAAAUCGUACCCAUAUCUUUGUAGUUUAUGUUCACUUUAUUUGAAAUACAAAUAUUGCUAGCCUUUUUGGACAAUGUAAUACAUGAUACUAGAUAAAGCACAUUAUUUGCUUUGGUAUUUAUGAUGCUACGGGGAGAGCUGUUUCUAAUCUUUUUAGUCAAGUGGAACGUUACUCACUCUGCCCGUUAGGAGAAUACGAUAAAUAACCUAUUUGAUGUACUAGGCUUUAAGGAGUAUAUGUAUAAUACGUGGAUUCGGAAUUCAUUGUGGCGAAUAAACAUAGAUGGAAACUUUUUUGGAUAGCUAUUUAUUGUGACCAUGUCGACUGUUACAUUAGAUACAAAUAUCAAAUUAAAAAAUACUGGCAGCCUAGGACUUCAUUGCUGUACAAAUCCUUUCAAAUGAACAACUAACGUACAAACAAUGCGCAUCAAAGUCAGAUGCUUCCCUACUACAUCCUUCUUCUUGCCAAUAACACGCUUCAUGUGCCGCCAGAUUUUGUUCUUUCUCUCAGUCCUCCUAGUAGUACUGUUGUUGGUGUUAAUACUCAGCAAAUUUUGGAGAUAUUCAGAAUUUUCAGAAUAUGAGCAUUCUAACGUUUUUUGGCUUUGGAAAGACGUAAUUUUAUCGCCAGCUGAUUCUUUAUGGCUAGAACCAGUUCAUUUGCAGUAUCCUAAAAAUAUACGUUUUGUCAUAAACAAAUCAUUAGAAACUUCAGGUCCGUUGUCUCAUUUAUUACCACUCAGUUCAAUUCCAAAUCUACGACAAUAUAUUUCAAAUAUUAAUAAGGUGCAAUACGUAAAAAACGAAGACCUGUAUGGUCAACUACCAACAAGAGAUAAUUUCAACUCUACAAGAUCCUCUCCUCAACAUGUUAUGAUAAUACAAGUUCAUAAUAGAUCUAUAGAGUUAAGUCUGUUAAUUGAAUCGUUACGACGUACAAAAGGAAUCGAAACAGCCCUUAUUAUUUUUUCACAUGAUUUCUAUUCUGAUGAAUUGAACAAUCUUAUCGGAUCUAUUCGCUUCACUCGUACUGUUCAAAUUUUUUAUCCCCAUUCAAUGCAACUAUUUCCAAACACCUUUCCUGGUACUGAUCCAAGAGAUUGUAAUAGUAGAAUAAAACCCACUGAAGCUAUGAAUAUAGAAUGUUUAAAUGCUCGUUGGCCAGACACAUUUCAGCAUUAUCGUGAAUCACAUUUUACUCAAAUUAAGCAUCAUUGGUUGUGGAAAAUUGAAUUCGUAAUGAAUCAUUUUUAUCCAACAAAAUAUUAUAAGGGUUACUUCAUCUUAUUAGAAGAAGAUCAUUUUGUUGUAGAAGAUAUUUUAUAUAUGUCGGAAUUUAUUAGUAAAAAUGUUUGGAGUCCUUUAAAAACUGAUGGGAUUAUUGCCUUUGGAUCAUACGAUAAAAAUAACAUGUAUUUAUCCAAUGUGGUUGAACUAACUUACUGGCUUGCGCCGAAACACAAUAUGGGUAUGGCUGUAUCUCGUACUGUAUGGAAAAAUAUUGAACAAUGCUUGAAUUUAUUCUGUCUUUAUGAUGAUUAUAAUUGGGACUGGAGUCUACAGUAUAUUGGUCAAAAUUGUUUCCCAGGCAAACUGAAGGCCUUGACUCUACCUCUUUCUACUCGUGUCUUUCAUUUGGGUGAAUGCCGAGGUAUUCAUCAUCAGAAAAAUAUUUGCUCAACAGAAUCAUUGGCAAUAAAUAUUUUACACAUGUUUAAUGGACCAUUAUUGACCAAAUUAUAUCCAACGUCUCUACAUUUAUCAGAAAAAAUACAUACUGAAAAUCUUAAACAACGAGUUAAUGGUGGUUGGUCUGAUGAACGUGAUCGAAGUCUUUGCCAAAGUCUAUUUUCUAAUAAAUGGAAUAAAUUACUAACUCAAUGGGCUCCUAAAUUGAUAGAAUAUUCACCUAUUUACUAGGAAGAUUUCUUGUACUAUUCAAUUUUGUUUGUUUGUUUGUUUUUUGCCGUUUGAUCUUUCACUAUUUUUGUUACUUUUCCACUGUUGUUUGUUGGAAAAUUAAAAAGAAAACAAUCUAGAGUCUCACUUUAUUUUUCUCAUAUAAUUAACUGCUGAUAUAUAUAUUUUUUUCAAAUCUAUAUCCUUUCUCAUUUAAAUGUUCAACCGUCCUCUACCAGGAAUUUUCUAUUUGAAUAGAUAAGGUUUUUUGUUAUCUCUUAAAAUAGUCUGAGGUUUGCUCGACAUAAAUGUCUAUAUAUAAAGGGAUUGAGUUAGUAAUACUCAUACGCUUAGAUGCCCUUUGUUUGACUGUUUCUUGUUCUUUUAUAUAUUAUUGUUUCACAACAUAUGUUUGAAUUUCUUAGUUACAAGAUUUUCGUAAUUUAUUUUUUCAAUAACUUUGGUUAUCUUUCCAAUUUGUACUUCACUUAGUGCUCAGAUAAAUUGUGCUAUAAUGGAGUUCCCCGUUUUAUUUUAUAUCUUGAAAGAUAAUAGGAUAGUACCUAAAAAGGAAAUAAACUUGAACGGUAUCAAUUGAUUAAUUAUACUUAUUUUGUUUUGUUC